AUGGAAACCAUGGAACUCGACACGCCUCUUUCCUCUUCACACCCUUUGUGGACGCAGCCCACCCAUCGUGAGCUCCAGCAACAGCAACAGCAAGCGGGUCCUGGAGAUCCUCUUGGCCAGCCACUACAGUCGAACGGAGCUCAACCGUCAGCCACGAUUCAUCCAUCGCCAUCUCCACAAGCUGCGCAGCCACGUCCUGUAAUUGUCGCUGGAAGCUCGAUCAAGGAUGGCCGGCCGGAUCCACUCGUCAAUGGCCAACGCAACGGGUAUAGCUACCCUCGUGACCCACGCGAGGUUCAUUUUGAUGCCAUUGAGCGCCUGCAGAUACAGACAGCACAGAACACCAGCGCGUUGGCUGCUCAAGCUCGCAGCCAAACAGAUUAUGCAGAAAUGAUGCGGCAAAUGGAGGGCAGUCUCCGCCAUGAGUUCCAAAGUCAACUACACCGGCAGGAUCAAGAGUUGCGCAGGAUGGAUGAGUCUGUAAAUCGGCUUCUUCAGGAACUACAGGACUGCCGUCGGACUAUUGUAACCCUUGCUCAGGGGGUCAACGCGACAAGGGCAGAAAGUGCACGCCGCCCGAGUGAAAUAGCGCAAAUUGGCUACCAAGAUGAAGCUCUCGAACUAAUGGCUCAACGCAUCGGAGAAGUCUCGCACAGAACGACCGACCUCGAAACCCUAAGAGACCACAUGGCCAUAAUGGGUGGCAGAGUGCAGCGGCUCGAAUCUGAGUCGGCUGCCACACACAUACAUUCGCGCCCGACACUUCCCGCAUAUCAGCCUUCACAUCCCCCUCAUGUUGCUAACGCAGCUCCUCCGCACGCAAAUCACGUCGCCUCGAUUCAGGCGCCUCCUCGGCCGACAUCAAACCCACAGCCGGCCCCGCAUCAUGAAAAGCCUGCCGUAGCAGUGUCAGAGAGCAGUCAAAGGCAUGAGCCUGCGCCAAAUCAGAACGGAUGGACCACGGUCAAUGCGGGGGUGAAACGCGUAUUCGAGAACGAUACGAAUAGCCCGCACCAAAGCGCAGGCUCUGCCCCUGGAUCACCGAAACGGCCAAGACUGGUCACUGGAGAAUCUCCGGAUGUACACUCAAUGCCGCACAUACCCCCCGCACCUUCACAUAUCUUGUCGUCUCAAACGCAGCCCAUCGUGGCCUCACAACCGCAACCGCACUCGGGCCUGCAGUCAGGGCCGCACCCAGGACUGCCAUCAUCGCAGGCCUACGUCUUGUACGGGACUCAAGAUAGCCCAUCGGAUCAGAACUGGCGGCCUGAAUCUAAGCGUGUAACGGAAUCGCGUCCUUCCCGCGGUAGAGGUUCACGAGGUGGUAGAGGGCCAGGCAGCCGGGGUGGUCGUGUGCGCAGGAGCGUGCAGGAACAGCACCGUCCUGUCAGAACACCAGAGUGGGAGAGAGAUGGCUGGACAGCCGUGCCUGACUCGCAAGCCAGUCCAAUUGGCUUCGAAGAUUCUCCUCUCCAUGUAGCUAGAGGCACCGUACGGCGGGGUAGCGGGGGCAGUGGGACACGAGGUGGCUCUUUGUUGAUGGAGCGACAGAACGAUUGGACACCAGAGAUAGGACCACGUAGUGUCUUUCAUGAACCGCACAGCGAGACCAAGAAGACGAGAUCUAAGCCAGUCCGCAACGAGGAAGGAAUACUGGUCCGCAAGGACGGUCGGCCAGACAGGCGUUCACAGUCGUCUGCUGCAAACCUUAGAAAGGUCCAUGCCCGCAAAGAGGAGCAGCAAAGAGAAGGAGAAGCAGGGUCUACGCCAAACGGCCUCCAUCAUUCAAUGUCGAGAGGUCCAGACACGCCGAGCCUAUCACCUCUUAGUCAGCCGGAGCCGGACGUCACGAACAGCGUGCGUAAGAGGCACAACGAUAUUUUGGGUAAAAUCUUCCCGGAUGGCAUCGAUAGCUCUCGGAAGCAGCACGACUAUGCCCAUCAGGUCUUCAACGAGGACCGCGACCACACUGCACAUCCACGUGCGCAUUCCUCCAGGACUACCAAGAAACCGCCUCGCAUAAAGAAAGAGUACGUGGAGCGCAGCGAAGUUGCCGAGACACAAACUCCGACAAACAGCGAUAUUGAUUUGGACGAUGCAGGAAGUCUUGGGAACGGCCACACGCAGAAUAGUGCUCAGGCUCCAGCUGGUGCACCGGCUGGCAGCCCGCAGCGUCCAUAUCAGAACCAGGCAAACCCAGAACAAGAGAGCAGGGUGCAGAUCCCAGAAGCCAAGGCAAUGGGACGAUUGGCCUCGGCUGUAGUUGGAUCCGUAGAGGCAGCGUAG
This is a messenger RNA of Ascochyta rabiei, 2286 nucleotides long. RefSeq lists its product as uncharacterized. The transcript has a single exon. The coding region runs from base 1 to 2286 and encodes 761 amino acids. Lineage: Eukaryota; Fungi; Ascomycota; Dothideomycetes; Pleosporales; Didymellaceae. The record is from RefSeq and is a predicted model, not a curated record.